GAGAGAGAGAGAGAGGAAAAUCAGUGUCAAGUGGGAUCGCCAUGCAGCCGAGAACACAGUGCGCUCAGCAAAGCGCGUUGAUUUUGGUGACUGUGUGGUUCUGCGGUGCCUCAGCGACCAGAGUAAACAAGCACAAGCCAUGGAUUGAGACAUCUUACCACGGUGUGAUAACGGAGAACAAUGAUACCGUUCUGCUGGAUCCACCACUAGUUGCACUGGACAAAGAUGCACCUGUUCGCUAUGCAGGUGAAAUCUGUGCUUUUAAAAUCCACGGCCAGGGCGUGCCAUUUGAAGCGGUGGUUUUAAACAGGACAUCUGGGGAAGGCGUUUUGAGAGCAAAAAGUCCUAUCGACUGUGAACUUCAGAAAGAAUAUACUUUCAUCAUCCAAGCAUAUGACUGUGGAGCUGGACCUACUGGAACCUAUUCGAAAAAAUCCCACAAGGCAGUGGUGCACAUUCAAGUGAAUGACAUGAAUGAAUAUACCCCGGUGUUUAAAGAGACUGUGUACAAAGGUGCGAUCACAGAAGGGAAGCUGUAUGACAGCAUUGUGCAAGUGGAAGCAGUGGAUGAAGAUUGCUCUCCUCUUUACAACCAGAUCUGCAACUACAAGAUAGUGACACCUGACACACCAUUUGCCGUUGACAGGAAUGGUAACAUUAGGAACACGGAGAAACUGAGCUAUGACACGGAGCACCAGUAUAAAUUUCUGGUUACAGCAUUCGACUGCGGCCAAAAGAAAGCAACCGAAGAUGUAUUAGUUCACAUUGAAAUUAAGCCAGUCUGCAAGCCAGGCUGGCAAGGCUGGAAUAAGAGAAUGGAGUACGAGUCUGGUUCUGGGAGCAAAGCCUUAUUUACCAACAUUCACCUGGAGACCUGUGAUGAGCCCGUUUCCUCUAUCCAGGCGGCAAUAGAGCUUCAGACAAACCAUAUCGGAAAGGGCUGUGACCGUGAUACUUACUCUGAGAAAUCCUUGCAAAAAAUGUGUGGCGCGUCUUCUGAAAGCAUUGACUUGCUCCCUGCUCCAUUUGGUUUGUCAAAUUGGACUACUGGGUUGCUGACAGAUAAUGGGCACGAUAGCGACCUGAUCUUCAGGUUUGACGGCAAACACGCAGCAAAGAUUCCCGAUGGGGUGAUGCCCAAGAAUCUCUCCAAUCAUUUUACCAUCACGACAUGGAUGAGGCACGGGCCUAGCCCAGGACUAAGAGUGGAAAAGGAAACCAUUCUCUGCAACUCUGAUAAAACAGAAAUGAAUCGCCAUCAUUAUGCGCUGUACGUCCACAACUGCCGCUUAGUGUUCUUGCUUCGUAGAGAUUUCGACCAGAUUGACACUUUCCGACCAGCUGAGUUUCAUUGGAAACUAGAGCAGAUCUGUGACAAAGAAUGGCAUCACUAUGUUGUUGAUGUUGAAUUUCCCUUGGUGACGUUAUAUGUGGAUGGGGUGGUAUACGAUCCAUACCUGGUUACAGAUGAUUGGCCAAUCCACCCAUCGCACAUUGACAUGCAACUAACUGUUGGGGCCUGUUGGCAAGGUGGCGAGAUCGUGAAGCCUCGAUUUGCCCAGUUUUUUCACGGUAGUCUUGCUGGCUUGUCUAUUCGACCGGGCAAGAUUGAGAGCCAGAAAGUUAUCUCCUGUCUGCAGGCCUGCAAGGAGGGCCUAGAUAUAAAUUCUUUGGAGACACUUGGCAAGGAAAUAAAGUUUCACUUCAAUCCAGCUCAGUCAAUUGUGGUGAUGGAAGGAGAAGACAUUGACAUUAUAAAUCGAGCAAUGCAGCAGGUAGCAUACAUCAACUCAAGACAGUUUCCAACACCUGGCAUUCGACGCUACAAAAUUUCAACUGUAGCCCAGUGUUUUGGUGAGGACAAUUGCAUCAGCAUCGCAGACAUAGAUGCGUACAUUGUUGUUCUUCAGCCUGUUGAACCCAAGAUUACAGUGAGUGGAUUGGACCAUUUCUCGAGACCGGCCUCGGAGUUUGAAAGCACCAGAGGUGUCCUGCUGUUCCCAGGCCUCAGGAUCAUCAGCACAGUUAAAAAAGAGCCGCAGUCUGAAAGAAGGCUCCACACAGGGGCCAAAGUCCGUCAACCAUCUGCUGCAGAAGAAAUUGUUCACAACUUGGAUUACUGUGAUAUUUUGAUAAUUGGGGAUGAAUUGAAUUCCGAACAGGAGUGCCUGGAACUGGAAUCGACUGAGCUUCAUGGGAAGCAUCUGGAAUUCACAAAUUCCACCGCAGGAAUGUCCAUUUAUGGUGUGGAUUCCAUGGGAAACUAUGAACACGUGCUUCGCAAAGUGAGGUAUCGCAACUGGCACACUGCCUCCAUUUUCGGGCGGAAGUUCAGGCUAACGUGCUCAGAGCUCAAUGGUCGCUACACAAGCAAUGAAUUUAGCUUAGAGGUGAAUGUUCUCCACAACAUUAAUCUCAUGGACCACGCUAAUCAUGUGGUUGUUCAGCCCCAGUUCCUCCAGUCUAUCCAUCAUUCGCUACCUGGUCUCACAGGUCAUAACCUUAACGCUGCACAUAACUCAGUUAUUCCAAGUGCUGCCACUAUUGUCAUUGUAGUGUGCAUUAGUUUCCUGCUCUUCAUCAUUGUUCUGGGAGUCUUUAGGAUUCGAACAGCCCACCAGCGCUCCAGUCGAGAAAAUGAGGGUGGGAAAGACAGCGAGAUGGACUGGGACGACUCUGCCCUGACUAUUACUGUUAACCCCAUGGAGAACUACGAAGACCAAGAACACAGUGAGCAGGAAAGCGAGGAGGAGGAGGAGGAAGAGGAAGAGGGAGAGGAGGAUGAUAUCACAAGUGCUGAUUCUGAGGAUAGUGAAGACGAGGAGGAAGCUGAUCAUGAAGAGGAUCAGCAAAAUGUAACCCGGAGAGAACAGCUUGAGUGGGAUGAUUCAACACUCCCUUAUUAAGCAGCCACUCAGCCCGAGGGCUUUCAGAAUAGAUUUUGGUGUCCAGCAAUGCUUGGAAUGUGAUAUGAUUGGAAUUUAUUUAAAUUUCUGUUGCUGGUAAUGUGUGAGGAACUUUCAAGGUUUUUUUUCUGGAAAGUUAAGAGAGUCAGUGAUGUUUCAUCACCUGGGUCCAAAAAUUGACAUUAAAUAGUUAUAAUGCCCGUCUUUCUUCUAUCAUUUCUGGAUGUUCCUUUUGUGGUUACCUGAAUGUUUUAUCUUCGCACCAAGAACUGUUAACUUUGUGAAUUCAUGUACUGGUACCUGUAACUGAAACAUUUUCUGAAGUACUUUUAUUUAUUUAUAAUAAUGACAACAAAAAAAGAAGUAAUUUCUAUCUCCGUCGAGUCAGGCCUGACCUGGAGCAUAACGAAAACAGAUUAAAACGAGAAGUUAAACAUUUAUAUUUGGUUAUGUAAAUACCAUAUUUAAAAAAAGAAAGGUUGCACUUGUUAAACAAUGUCUUUACUGGGGAUAAACUGUUGAACGAAAGGAACAUGAAGUUCUGUGGUAAUUGCUUUCCGUAACUCAUGUUUGUACAAGGUCUCAAAAUCCACAAACUGUUUAUGCUGUUGAGAUAUCUAUAGAAUUUAAAGCCAAACAAGUAUUGUUCAGAUUAAAGAUACAAAUAUAUUUUACUUGUUUAACUGGGGCACCAUCUUCAAUGAAAAAGUGUUUUCUGUACCUUUUUUUAAUUAGACAACUAAUGUGAGUCAUUUUCAACGCAGGUGAUGUAAUGGUGUGGUUGUCAACACAUGAACUUUCGAACUAGGAGCGGUUUGAGAUACACUUUCUGAAUGAAGAUGGCACCUCUCUAAGUUUUCAAAAGAAGAGAAUUAAAGUGGAAUAUGCAUUUAUAACGUGUAGCUAUUCCGUAAGGGUCACACUGACAAAAUGAGUCUCGUGCAACGGGCCCUGGUUAUAUGAUGAUGUGAUAUAACAUGAAAUGCAGUGGAUGCAGCUUUAUUUCAUGUCGGAUUUUUAUAGCCUACAAACUGGGGUGCAAUUUAGAGGAUUUGUUAGCUGCCCACAGAUAUGGCUUUUACAUCCCAUACCAGAUAACAGGUAUCAGUGGGUAAUGGUUUUAUAGCUUUCAUCAUGUUGCAUGAGUAUCAUGCUAGGCUUCACAGUCUUUGGAGAGUCCCUUUUCUGAUAAGUUUUUUUUAAAAAACUACAUGCUAUUUAUUGUAUCGAGUAACAUUUGAAUUAAAUUGAGUUCAGGCAAGAUUAAUAAAUCCUCGUAACUGAUGUCUGAAAUAUAUGUGGUGCCAUCCCUGUAAUUUAUUUUCAUUCACUGUAUUAACUAAGAGUCUUACGUAUCAUUGCAGUGAAGCUUUUUUAAAACAAAUAAUUACGGAAAAUGUGAGCCACUUUGAUGGAAAACACAUCACCCAGUGGAGUCUUAAACACUGGGUGACUCUCAGUUGGAGGGAGGUGUGGGGGAGGGGAGAGAGAAAAUUAGCUGGAGUACCCAGUCUUGACCAUUAUUGAGAGAAUAUCUACUGGAAGGUUCAUGUCUGUGUUCAGGAUUGGGCUUUGCUCUGAUGUUCCCUGCUGUCGUAUAGUCUGCCAAUACCUACUGUUCAGGCUGACACAUGAAUAAUGGCCACUUGGACAACCUACCAGUGGGCAUCAAUAAAAAGGUCAAAAGCAUCUUCAAGAGAGGAAAGCAGCAAAUUGGAAGAGAAAAAUUGGUAAAAAUAAGUUUAAAAUCUAAGAAAUUGUAACAUGAGGAAUAUUUUUAAGUCUGCCAAAAUUACAGUAAAUCUAACAAAAAAAUUGCGACAGAAUUACAAUUUUAAUUGUAUUAACUAAGAGUUAACAAUUUUAGUUCUAAAUAUGGACUCAAGGAUUUGAAGGCUAAAAGUCAAAGUUGUUUCCUGGACGUUGACCACAAACAGUCCUGUUAUUAUUUAAUGUUUCAUUUAUCAAUAUAAAAAAAUAAAGUAUGUACAGAAAAGGUAUGUAUUUACCAUGAUGUCCAUAGCUGUGAAUUAGGAAUGCAAUUAAUUUCACCAUGCACUUGCGAAACCACAUUUGAGAAUCAUGACAAAUUGUUCUGGAACACCCUUAAAGUUUUCACCAGGAGUUUCCUUUUCUCAUGACAGGAACCCCAGUCACUCUUCGGGUGUAACGCUUACAUUCCCAGAGAGUGUUAACUCUACGAAGGUUUGAUGAGUUACAAAAUGGCACACUGGGUAGCAAAGGUCAGAAUUCCUUCUUUCUUUCUAGCCUGCCAUUCAGUUAGUCUGCCAUCACAAUCCCUGCAAUGCUGAAAUGAUGCUGGUCCAGGUUUCACCAAGAAUAGCUUCCAAAUAGCUUCCAAUUCUUCACAGCUGUUUGAGCAGAAUAACCCUGACUGCAGAAAAAUGAACAACUAAUCAAAAUUGACUUUUAGAUCUGGACAUUAACCUUUGUUUGACUGGGGACACUGAACUGAAAUCUAUAUACGUAUAUAUGAUAUAUUAAAAAAAGUCUCUAAAUAGGUUGACUCGUGUUGUUCCAUGGCUGAUAGGUUUCCAUUCUACUUUGGAAUAGGAAUAAGAUUUACUGAUUUGGUGAUUACAAAAGGGACAUUUGGAGCUGUAUCUGUGUGUCAUUGAUGUUCGGUCAGUCUGAGUGGGUCUUGUAUUCAGAGCUGUGUGUCUUCAUGUAAUUGCUCAUCUAAACCCAAGUAACCCUGUGUUGAUUGAGCAUCAGAUAAAACUAAAAGGCCAUUCUUUUUAAAUAAACAGUUUGGAGAAAUUCUUUCAAGGCUACACUGAGCUAGUUUCCAGAACCGGUGUCUUCACUUGCAAGCAGUGCUAGGCUGCUCAAUUCAUCACAUUGCCUUUUUAUAUCAUGGCACAACUUAUCUGUAAUUUAGCAUAAGUAUUGCUGCCUAAGAUAAAAGGGUCUUCAAAUAAAAUCAAUGCUUCUGUUACUUUGCACAUAAUAAUCCUUGAGUCAUCAAACUAGAUAGCAUCAAUCUUUAUAUCAGUCCUUGUACAUUAUGGAGAGGAUUGCAAAUCUUGGAUGAAAAUGCACAAAAAAAAUUCUCUUAAGGAACACUCAAAUGCGACAAAGAAGUCAAGUACCAAGUGAAUAAAUACAAAUUGAGACACAUGUACAGUGGCGUACAUCAUUUUCAUUAAAACAGUGAAAGGGUAAGAGCGUUGUUAAGUGGACAGGAGCUUGUAAUUGACUUAAAUAUUAAGGAUGCUGGUUUGGGCUCUGGACCUGAAAUUAUGAUGGAAAUUCUAGUUUUAAAAUGACUGUCAUUUUGGGACUCACGACUUCAGAUACCGAAUGGAGUUCUGUGGCCUGGUAGAAUAAUUAACCAGGUUUAGAAUGGCAUGGAAAGAUCAUUCUUCAUCGAAGACGAGGUGCAGGGCACAUUAUGUAAAGUUAAUUGAUGUACAUGAGUGUUUAUCAUACUGUAGCUGUGCACAGGUUUCUCAAGACCCAUGGGUACAAAAGAUACAGGACAUUUGACUGUUGUACUUGUGAGAAUUGUUAAAUAACUAAUAGCUCAUCAAUUGGCAUUACUUACCCUGCUCUCAAAUAUAGUGCUAAACCGGAUAUGAAUUACUAUUAGUUUACAGCAAAUCCAUUCAAGAGUCUGCUCUUAUACUUGGUUUAAAUUUGCUGUGAGCAUCCCAGCAGUGUAGCGAUCUCACUUGGGAAGAUAGACUGGCUCCACAUCGCUUUCAAUGAAGAAGGGGAGAAUUUCUUCAUUUGAUGUUCGGUGUGCAGGUACUUUGGUGUAUGUCGUACCUUAGGACAUUCAUGCAACACUAAAUUCGAGUAUCAUUUUUUUAUAACAUGGCUGGCUCUUUAAUAGCUUUGAAAGUACACUGUUCACAGUUUCAUUCCCAGGGCAAUGGACCUCAAAAGAGUCUCAGUUGCUAAUCAGUAGACUCCAGCACAAAUGUCCUUAUAUUGGAUAGCAUUUGUUUUGGUCUAUUAUCAGUAAGUUUAUUUUAAUUCCUUCCAUCAUAUCAUAUAUUCUGUGGACGUAUCCUUAAUGCACUGCUAUGAAAGAAUGAUGCAAGCACCAUGAUCAGUAACUAUAGUGAACAUAAUCCUAGCAACAGCCCCUGAGAGCUGAAAAAGAAAAAAACACAAAGCAGAUUUAGGUUACUUUUCAACUGAUCAAAUCCUAGUUGACCACACCAGUACUUCACUAAAACUUAAUCAAAUAAUUGUUGCUCGUAUGUAGACUACAUGUAUAAGGGGAAAAAAAUAAUGGUUUGAUUAAUGCUACUGUUAUAACUUCAAUCUUAAAUCUUACUGGUAUUGUAACUUGUCAUUUUAAUAUUUUUUAAGCAGCUUAAGAUUCGUCAUCUUGUACAGUAUAAAAUGAAUGCCUGUUAUUGUAAUGCUGCUUUUUUCUAUGUCGAAAUAAAUCUGUGUAAACUUCUAGCUUGUCAUCAGCUUUGCCUGCAAAUAUCAGUCCAUCGAUCUGAUGGUGAAUGUCUGCGAUUGGCAGAUAUUAUUCCCAUGAUUUUGUAAAAUCCUUUAGGUGACAAUCUAUUGGUUGUAGUGUAAAAUGACUACUAUUCCAAAGAGGCUAACUAGUUUCUACAAUACAACCAAGAUAGCACAGUCGUAGUUGAAAAGAAAAUGUAAAAUACUUUUGAGUUUGAAAUAAAAACAUUUGC
Molecule: messenger RNA, 7585 nt
Organism: Callorhinchus milii (elephant shark)
Lineage: Eukaryota; Metazoa; Chordata; Chondrichthyes; Chimaeriformes; Callorhinchidae
Product: calsyntenin-2
Exons: 17
Coding region: 42-2906 (954 amino acids)
Biological process (GO): positive regulation of synapse assembly; positive regulation of synaptic transmission; homophilic cell-cell adhesion
Cellular component (GO): postsynaptic membrane; cell surface
Molecular function (GO): kinesin binding; amyloid-beta binding; X11-like protein binding
Source: RefSeq, a predicted model, not a curated record